This is a messenger RNA of Monosiga brevicollis MX1, 492 nucleotides long. RefSeq lists its product as uncharacterized. The transcript has 4 exons. The coding region runs from base 1 to 492 and encodes 163 amino acids. The record is from RefSeq and is a predicted model, not a curated record. NCBI's taxonomy places the organism in Eukaryota, Choanoflagellata, Craspedida, Salpingoecidae.
AUGUUGGACGCUGAUGAGGCUCUGAUAUGCCUGCAUGAGCCGACCACGGAACGCCACGGCGCGAUGCACUUUCGCAGCUGCACCAUUGACACGGUCGAGUACAAGUGCGGCGAAUUUGUGCGCUGUGCCAACCUGGCUGGCUACCCAGAGUGCAUUGGAGAAAUCAAGGCGCUGUACGAGUUGGACAAGGCCAAGCUGUGUGAUUUGACCAUCUACGUUGAGCCAGAACACCUCAAGGAUGGGCGCGAGCCAAGUCAUGGCCGGGAUGAAGUCUUUGCCCGUCCCUCAGAAGUGACUAUCAACUGCUAUGAACUGCCUCAGCGACAACCCGAGCAGCCCAAGCCCAUGGUGGUGUCCUAUCGCCAAUACUGUCGUAUCCAAGCGGAAAGGAAAUUCGAUGUUGGCCGUGUUCAAAUUCCUCUCACAGAGCAAGACCCAGAAUCGCGCGACAAGUAUCGGGUGUUCUUUGUGCGCGAUUGCAUCCACUUUUGA